AUGGCACCUUUCCGUGGCAGAGGAGGUCGCGGUGGUCGUGGAGGCAGAGGAGGUCGCGGUGGCCGUGGAGGCAGAGGAGGUGCGCCUGGUGGUAGCGGAAAACUUGCGCGGAGCGGAAUCCGGACCAGGAAUGGCUACAAGAAGUUUGACAGCCAGCGCGUGAAGGACUUGGACGAGUCGGACGAGGAGCAGCCAGAAUUGCCAGAAGAGUCGGAAGAGGAUGAGGAAGAAGACUCGGACGAUGAGGAAAUUGAAGCGGUGAAGCCCGCGGUCAAGUCUUACAAUGCACUGCUACAGUCCUUCCAUCAGCCCGCUGAGCCUGAGGAACGCAAGGCAAAACGGAGAAAGAUCGAGGAGCCAGAGCCAGCCAUACCAGACGAAGAUCAGGAGGUGGAAGACGCUUUAGUAGAAGGUGGAGAAGACAGAGAAGAUGAUCGGGAAGAGCAUGCGCCAGAGCAGCCUGACGGCGAGGGUGACGAUGAUGUUGAUCCAAAAGAUCCCUUCGAAGCGCAUUUUGCCAAUCCCGACGAUAACGAGCUGUCCAGGCGACUCAAAGCUAUACAAUCCAACGACUUGAGAACGGAGAAAGGCUCAUUGGGGAGAUCGGUGAACAUCAUGGUCUCUUCGCCAAGUACGAGCUCGCAGAAAGCUAUGCGACAGAACGAAGCGAAGGCGGUAGAAGACCUCCCACUCAAGGAGCGCCUUCAGCGAAACCUACAGCGUCAGAUUGUAUCGCUACUGUCCUCAGAACUCGAGCAGAAAGUGGCUCCAUAUAUGUUCGAAUAUCAGGAUCUUCUGUUGGGCAAUAGAACUUCACAAAAUGCUGCAUCUCUCCGAGGCCUGGCCAGUCUCCAUGUGGUCAACCAUGUUCUGAAAGGCCGAGAUCGAGUAUUAAAGAACAAUGAGCGCCUUACACAUGCAGAUGAUACGGCACAUUUGGAUCUUCGAGACCAGGGAUUCGUUAGGCCAAAGGUCCUAGUGCUGACCGAGACUCGUCAGAUGGCUGCCCAAUAUGCAAACGCCAUCGUGGAUGCGUUCAAGCCAGACCAGCAGGAGAACCGCAAACGCUUCGACGAGUCCUUCACGGCGCCCAUCGACGAUCGCGAAACCAUGCCGGAAGAUUAUCGCGAGCUCUUCGGUGGGAAUAACGACAACAGCUUCCGCACUGCGCUGAAGUUUACCAGAAAAACGCUGAAAUUCAACUCCGCUUUCUACAGCAGCGAUGUCAUUCUAGCAUCGCCUCUUGGUCUCCGCCAAAUCAUCGAAAACGAAGACGUCAAGAAGCGCGACCAUGAUUUCCUCUCAUCUAUCGAAAUGGUCAUCGUUGACCAAGCCGAUGCCAUGCAAAUGCAGAGCUGGGAGAAUGUCGAUGUCGUCUUCAAGCAUCUCAAUCUCGAAUUGAAAGAGACGCAUGGAUGCGACUUUAGCCGCGUACGAAAUUGGUAUCUGGACGGUAAUGCGAAGUACCUCAGACAGACCAUCAUGUUCAGCGCAUACGUCACACCUGAGAUGAACAGACUUUACAACACCUCUAUGCUCAACGUCGCCGGCAAAGCGAAGAUCACACAGAUUUACGCCGGCGCCAUCAUCGAAACCAGCGGCCUAGGGAUCAAGCAGACCUUCUCCCGCUUCGACUCUCCGUCACCACCCAGCGACCCAGACGCCCGCUUCAAAUACUUCACCACGGCCAUCCUUCCAAGCCUCAUCCGUCUACCCAAACCCGCCGACGGCGCUUCGGGAAUCUUAAUCUUCAUCGCCUCAUACUUCGACUUCCUCCGCCUCCGCAACUUCUUCGCCACGUCCGCUCAGACGCAACACAUCUCCUUCGGCACGAUUCACGAUUACAGCGAGGUCUCCGACCAACGACGUGCGAGGUCCCACUUCAUCAAUGGAAGACACAGCAUCUUGCUCUACACUCAACGAGCACAUCAUUUCUUCCGCUUGAGAUUGAAAGGUGUGAAGAGGGUCGUGAUGUAUGGAUUGCCGGAUAACCCGAUCUUUUACCAGGAAUUGGUGGAGGGAUAUCUGGGUACGAGUAUGAAUGAGGGCAAGAUUGAUGCGGCGGAGGCGAGUGUUCGAUGUGCUUUUAGUAAGUGGGAUGGCAUGAGAUUGGAGAGAGUCGUGGGGAGUGAGAGGGUGAAGGGUAUGCUGGGAGGAGCGGGAGAUACAUUUGAUUUUGUAUGA
Messenger RNA from Lecanosticta acicola, 2184 nucleotides. The record is from the annotation of a GenBank genome assembly. NCBI's taxonomy places the organism in Eukaryota, Fungi, Ascomycota, Dothideomycetes, Mycosphaerellales, Mycosphaerellaceae.